UGCUGCGCACAGAGAGUCGGUGCGGAGAGAGAGAGAGAGAGAGAGAGAGAGCGAGAGAGAGGGAGGACAGGGCUGUUAUUACUAGUGACAGAAAACGGCAGCGAGCACAUACAGUCUGGAUAGCAGCUGAUGCGACAAGCGGGAUUGCGGUGUCCUCCAGUCUGAUCCGAUGUCCUCUCUCCGUGCUGUUGUUGUGUGUCCGCAGAUGCUGAGCGUCGCCUUGCUGUGUGUGUGCGCCGUCGCCUUCGGACACGUCUCCGCUCGCUCCGACAGCGGCAAUUUUUUGGAUGAUAAGUGGCUCGCUGGGAGAUGGGAUAAAUUCAGAGAUGAAGUGGAGGAGCCUGGAACAUGGACUCCAUCCAAGCCCUUCGAUCAAGGCCUUGAUCCAGCCAAAGAUCCCUGUCUGAAGAUCAAAUGCAGUCGCCACAAGGUGUGUGUGGCUGAGGAUUAUAAGACUGCCACUUGUGUCAGCCAGAGGAGAGUCAGUUUCAAAGAUGCCAGUUUGUACCAGAGUCCAGGCUCAAAGUGCAAACCAUGCCCUGUGGUUCACCCUUCUCCUGUUUGUGGAACUGAUGGCCACUCCUACUCCACCAAGUGCAAGUUAGAGUACCAGGCAUGCAUCACAGGAAAGAAGAUCGCUGUGAAGUGCUCUGGCAUGUGUCCUUGCCCCUCUCAGCCUGAACAGACCUCAGCAGAGAAGAAAGUGUGCAGUGAGUCGGACCUGAAGGAGGUGGUGAGUCGUCUGAGAGACUGGUUUAGAGUGCUGCACGAGAACGGCAACCACAAGAGAGUCAAGAUCCAGAAGCCAGAGAAGAACAAGUUCGAGGUCGGGGCGUCACCUAUUUGUAAGGACCCUCUGGGCUGGAUGUUCUCCCGGCUGGACACAAACUUUGACGUCCAGCUGGACCAAUCAGAGAUUAAGAGUCUCUACCUGGACAGGAACGAGCCGUGCUCUGACGCCUUUUUCAAAUCCUGCGAUACACGUGCUGACAAAGUUAUAACCAGCUCUGAGUGGUGCACGUGCUUCCAAAGGUACACAGAUUCCCCUUGUAAAGCAGAGCUGUCCAGUAUCAACAAAAAGACAGCAGGGAAGAAACUGCUUGGUCAGUACCUGCCAUCCUGUGAUGAGGAAGGUUACUACAGGUCCCACCAGUGUCACAGCAGCAGCGGCCAGUGCUGGUGUGUGGAUCGCUAUGGCAACGAGGUGGCAGGUUCACGCACCCAUGGCUCUGCAAACUGCGGCGUGAUUUUGGAGUCUUCUGGGGACCUCGGCAGCGGAGACUCGCUGUUCACCGAUGAUGACGAAGAUUCCUUUGUCCUUGAUGACCAGGCUGGGAUGGAUGAUGAGGACGACGAAGAUGAGGAUGAUGAUGACGACAACGACGAAUAUCUGUCGUAAUUUUAAAAAAAAAAAUUACAAAAAAAGAAAAAAGAGAAAACUGUUUGUUUGGUCAAACUGCACGUUUCUAGGUGACUCCCCAGGCAGAUACUUAAUCGUACUAACAGCCUAUGGACUACUCUCUGUGUAUUGUUUGUUCAUACGUUAAAAAAAAAAAGAGAAAAGAAAAAAAAACAAUAUUCCUGGCAAACGUUUAUGAUUUCUUUUCCUCUCUAAGUAAAAAAUAUGAUCAGUUAAUGGCACUCGUUCACUUGUGUGUGUGCCAACCAGAGACCAUGACAAGGACUUAUCGACGACCAGUCCAUUGCUUUGGAUUUGGCCACAUGUGCAAAGACCUCUCCCUUCAUUGGACAGUCCAUGUCUUAUAGUGUGUCCUGUCCUUGUGCAGCACUCUGAUGUCUGAGUGUGUUGAUGCCUGAGGCGCAAUGUUAAAGAGAUUUCCCCCUUCUUGAUUCCUUCGUCCUCUUCCUCUCCUCCCCCCACCCGUUUACUCCUUAUCAAAUGUUCCUGUGUAUAGGUGGGAUGUUGAUGAUGUAGAUAAGAGAAUAUUGCACUCUUUAGGUUUCUUUUGAUCUUGAUUUGUAACUGUGACUGUAACUGUGUGGAAAAACAAGAUAAGAGUUAGACAUGCUUCAUUAGGAGAAUUAAGGCAACAACAACGACAACAACAAAAAAACAGUUUGAGUUGGAUAACAAUCAGAACUGACAUGCUAGCUGUUUUCACAGAGACACAAAUCAAGUCAAAUCAUCUCAAAGGCUCAGCAACAAGGAAAGACAAAUUACUGCUUGGCCGGUGGUGUUAGGGGGGAAAAUAUUAUUAUCUAUUUUUCUAAUCCAUUGUCGGAGGAAUACAGAAGAUGAAACAGAUUUGUCGUAGCAUGUCUAAUCCUGCGUGAUGUUGUUUCAGUCUGUAGAACCAGAGGCGAAACCUUUGUGGAACUCAAAUCAUAAUGGAGCUUGAGGGUGAAAAAUUCCUUCAAGCAUGUACAGAUGAAACUGCACUUGCAUAGUUAUAAACUGCUUGAGCCACAAAGUCUGUGAUUUAAAAAAAAAACAAAAAGUUUACUGACCUUUAAUACGUCAGUGAGCUCAAACAAAACCUCAUCGCAGUUGAUGUUUUAAAUUUAUCAGAUGUGAGUCUUAACGUGAUUUGAGCACACAGCGUAACAGAAUAAAUCUCUUGCACAGUAAUAAAACCACGGAGCCAUGCGGACCUGUUGAAAAUGUCUGGUGGGAGAUAAAGGGUAAGGUGCCUUUUACCGGUAAGGACAAAUGGCGGUGAUAGCGUGAGAAGCAUGCUCACUGGACUGACUUAAGCUCGUCAUUACACUGCAUAAGAGUGGCUUUACUGGCAAGCUCAGAUACUAUUUGGGUUUUGGUAUGGCUUGUGUUUUGGGUCUCUCUUAUGAUGGUGUUAACAUAGGCCAUAUUUCAGAUCUUUUGAUUUGUUACAUAGGAUAGCUAGAAUGUAGAGAAGCACAGAUAUACUUAGCAGUUAAGGCAUAAAAACACACAAACAGAAUCAGCUGGAUUUGAAAAUGUUUUAUAUAUUAGUACACUGGCUAGAGGAAGCUUUGGUUUAGACAGCUUUAUAUAUAAAUUAAAAAAGAAGAUGAUCAUCUUGCAGUGUUUUGCUUUUACUUUGUUUUAAAAGCUUGAUUUGUACCUGAUCUGCUCUAACUACUUAUAGUGUAUAUCUGUCAGGGUUGAAAACUGAAACUGAUCUCAGAUUUGUGGAUUCUUGACAAGUCCCAAGACUGUUUAUUCAGACCUGGGAUUGGCUGGGCUCCUAUGUUAAUUUUAGCUGAUCUCCUGUGUUAAUUUUCAAUUGCUAAUCUGCCUUCGGGCUUCAUUUUAAAUCAAACAUCUGUUGAAAUUCCAUGUUAAGACCUGAAAAGUGCCAUCUAACUGUCCAAUAGUUGUUUUUCUUUUCUGUCUUUGCUCCCCUCAUUCCUUUUAACUUGGAAUUUCAAUUCACUUUAGAAACUGGGAAACAUUUCAGUCUUAAAGUGUGCCGUUUCAUGAGUGUGAUGACAUGCAAAUCGUUUUGAUGACCUCAGACACUGUAGCCACUCUCAACCAAUCACACACUGUCAUCACAGCUUUGAUAGUGUUUAAAGGUUAUGAUACAGAUGCAUUUUUUUACAGUGUAUGUAUGAUUUGCUGAAAUAAAAGCUAUAUUGACCAACG
Epinephelus lanceolatus (giant grouper) is the source of this 3589-nucleotide messenger RNA. Lineage: Eukaryota; Metazoa; Chordata; Actinopteri; Perciformes; Serranidae. The record is from RefSeq and is a predicted model, not a curated record.